This is a messenger RNA of Rosa rugosa (rugosa rose), 1229 nucleotides long. RefSeq lists its product as uncharacterized. The record is from RefSeq and is a predicted model, not a curated record. Gene Ontology annotation, cellular component: cytoplasm; nucleus. The transcript has 8 exons. Bases 134 to 1048 code for a protein of 304 amino acids. Lineage: Eukaryota; Viridiplantae; Streptophyta; Magnoliopsida; Rosales; Rosaceae. Gene Ontology annotation, biological process: mRNA processing. Gene Ontology annotation, molecular function: RNA binding.
UAUUUCACGAUUUUAAAAGUUUAGAUUUAGGUCCUCCUUCCCUAACUCUUUCAAUCGUUUGCUUCUUCUUUCUUUCUGCGUCUCAGACUCGAAUCUCUGAAAAUCAGAAAAAGAAAAAAGAAAAAAAAGAAAAAUGCAAGGGGAAGGAGGAGAAGAGCUAACCAUAGAGGAGCUCGCCUCCAAUCUCUCCACAUACAAAGAGCAGCUUCAACAGGUCAAGGAGGUUUUAGCUCAUGACCCUGGAAACUCCGAGUAUGCUGAUGUGGAAAGAGAGCUCCAUGAGGUAAUAGCCAUGACAGAAGAACUACUUGCAACUGCCAAGCAAAAUCAGAAUUUUGGAUUAGAAAUUGGAACAAGGGGUAGUGCGUCUCCUAGUUUUCCCCAAUCUCAGAAGAGUGAAAACGAUGCAGGAAGCAUUUCUGAUUAUCAUGACAAAUUUGCUCCUGGUACAAAAGUUCAAGCUGUUUGGAGUGAAGAUGGGGAGUGGUAUGAAGCAACAAUUGAUUCUCUUACUCCAAAUGGGUAUUAUGUUACAUAUGAUGGCUGGGGGAAUAAAGAAGAGGUGGAUCCAGCCAAUGUAAGGCCAAUUCAAGAAGGGGCUGUCAAUGCAUUGUUGGAAGCGGAAAAAGUUGCUGAAGCUACAAAACAAGCAAUCAAAAGGAAAAUUGCACAAGCUGCUUCUGUUGACUUCCAAUCACGAAGCCUACCGGCAAAGCUUCGUAUAGAACCGGAUGAUCCUGAGGAUGUGAAAAUUGCCAAACGCAAGAAGAUACAUGCUUUUAAGUCAAAAAUGAGGAUGGAGCAGUUGGAAGUCACUCAGAACAAGCGUCAAAAUGCUUGGCAGCAGUUCCAAACUACCAAAGGCAAGACUAAGAAGAGUGGUUAUUUAUCUGGACGCAAGCGGGAGAGUAUCUUCAAGUCUCCUGACGAUCCUUUUGGAAAGGUUGGGGUGACUGGCAGUGGGAAGGGUUUGACAGACUUUCAAAAGAGAGAAAAGCAUUUGCAUCUCAAAGGGGGAGCAGCUGAGAAUGAUGAUGAGGCUCCUUAGCUCCAAAUCUACCUUCCCUGUACCUAGUCAAAAAGGUCCAGUCUGAACUUGUUAGCUAAAAACCUUUGGUAGUAUUAAAACCUGUAAUGCUCUUACGACUGUGGUUAUUGUUGCUGUAAUAGUUUGCUUCUCCUAUUGAAUAUGUGUUUUUGUCUAUAAAUGAAUGAACGGUUUCAUAUCA